AUGACGCUCAUCCAGUACUCCUGGAUGAACCUCAUGGUGUUCUCUCUGGGCUGGAGAUCUUUCCAGAACGUCACCAGUGAAUACUUGUACUUCGCUCCUGAUCUCAUCCUCAGCCAGUAAGUUGUGUCAAUGUUCUAUAUUAAUCUGAAUUGAAUUAUUAAAAACCUUUUUUUUUUUUUUUUUUUUCAUUUAUCCAACUAUUUAGUUAAACAAUAAAAUCCCAUUACGAUAUAUCUCAAUUUAAAAUAUUGUAUUGUCUCCCAGGGAUCGUAUGAGGAGAUCUCCAAUCUAUGAUCUGUGUCUGGCCAUGCAGUUCAUCCCUCAGGAGUUCACCAGUCUCCAGGUCACCAAAGAAGAGUUCCUCUGUAUGAAAGCCAUCAUGAUUCUCAACACUGGUAAACACAUCACAACACAUCACAGUCCCACUUCCUCAACACUGGUAAACACAUCACAACACAUCACAGUCCCACUUCCUCUUUAAAACACUACUGAUGACCCUCCGCUAACCUUCCUGGCCCAACAGACUCCUGUUAGGAUCAAAUAAGAACAAACAGAAGACAUCUGAAGCAGAUGGUAAAGUGUUGGUUACACUAUUAUCUCUGUCCAAAAUGACACCCUAUCACAUAUAGCCCAGGCUCUGGUCUAAAGUAGUGCACUAUAUAGGGAAUAGGGUGCCAUUUGGGACACAUCUAUUGUCACUAGACCUAGAGAUAUACAGUGUUUCAUAACGUGUUGUUGAACUGGGGAAAACGGACUGGGACAAGGGAGGAUUUAUGAAGCAGAUGUUAUUAAGUAGCAGUUUGACAUUGACCUUUACAUGAACAGAGACUGAACCCAUCGAAAACAAGUUCACGGUCAAGUCUCAAGAGAUCCAAGGGACUUCCACGUAUGUUCUAAAAAGUGAAAACAGAUUUUAUGAGAGUAGUUGGCAUUUCCUCAAAGUUAAAGUGAAGUAAAACCAAGAUUAAGCUAAAGAUUAAGAUUAAGCAAAAAUACAUAGUACGCAGACAGUGAUGUUGUAAAUCAAAAAAACAAAUUGUCACAAUUUAUGUCACUGUCUCUCUCACUUUCUCCCUGGUACUUCAGGAGAACACAGAGUAGGCUUUGUGGCUGCGUAUUUACGCUGCAUAUUUCACACUGCAUAUUUACACUGCAUAUUUCACACUGCGUAUUUACACUGCAUAAUUACACUGCAUAUUUACACUGCAUAUUUCACACAGCAUAUUUACACUGCAUAUUUACACUGCAUAUUCCACACUGCAUAUUCCACACUGCAUAUUUACACUGCAUAUUUACACUGCAUAUUUCACACUGCAUAUUUCACACUGCAUAUUUACACUGCAUAUUUCACACUGCGUAUUUACACUGCAUAAUUACACUGCAUAUUUACACUGCAUAUUUCACACAGCAUAUUUACACAGCAUAUUUACACUGCAUAUUCCACACUGCAUAUUCCACACUGCAUAUUCCACACUGCAUAUUCCACACUGCAUAUUUACACCGCAUAUUUACACUGCAUAUUUCACACUCUGCAUAUUUCACACUGCAUAUUUCACACUGCAUAUUUACACUGCAUAAUUACACUGCAUAUUUACACUUCAUAUCUACUCUACAUAUUUCACACUGCAUAUUUCACACUGCAUAUUCCACACUGCAUAUUCCACACUGCAUAUUUACACUGCAUAUUUACACUGCAUAUUUCACACUGCAUAUUUCACACUGCAUAUUUCACACUGCAUAUUUCACACUGCAUAUUUACACUGCAUAUUUACAUUUCAUAUUUACUCUACAUAUUUACACUGCAUAUUUCACACUGCAUAUUUCACACUGCAUAUUUCACACUGCAUAAGUACACUGCAUAUUUACACUGCAUAUCUACACUGCAUAUUUACACUGCAUAUCUACACUGCAUAUUUCCUCACUCAUGUGGGAAUUAAAAUUCCCUCAGGAGAAAUAAAGUUCUUCUAAAUCUAAUGGUCCAUUUAGAUUGAAAUGAUGCGAUACGAUUAAAGGCCCAGUGCAGUCAAAAAUGUAAUUGUCCUGUUUUAUAUAUAUUUUUUUACACUAUGAUGUUGGAAUAAUACUGUGAAAUUGUGAAAAUUAUGAUAAUGCCCUUGUAGUGUAAGGGCUGUUUGAAAAGACUGCCUGAAAUGUUUGCCUGUUUUGAUGGAAUGAAAUAUUGGCCUUCCAUGGAGACAUCACCUUGUGGUAAAUUAGUUCAAUUAAUUACACUAAUAAGAAAGAGAGUUCCAAACCUCUCUGCCAAUAACAGCUACAGUAAUUUUCCCCUUCUCACCCAGACAGUCCUAGCAAAAUUCUUGCGUGAGAAAUUGCUAUUUGCUAAGAAGGUAUUUUUGUUUCUUUUUGACAAUUUUAAUUGAAAACAAUCACAGUAAGGUACUUAAUUGUUACCCAGAAAUGUUUUGACGUUGAGAUAAAAACGCCUGCAUUGGACCUUUAUGCACAGUAGCGUCUCCGUGAAUUAGAGUUAACCCGGACGAUGCUGGGCCAAUUGUGCGCCGCCCGAUGGGACUCCCGAUCACGGCCGGUUGUGAUAGAGCCCGGGAUUGAACCCAGGUCAGUAGAGACGCCUCCAGCACUGCGACGCAGUGCCUUAGACCGCUGCACCACUGUAUAGGGAAUAGGGUGCCGUUUUGGAUGAAGCCAUAAUGUUCCCGGGUUGAUGACCCAUUGUCCCUUGUCUCUCUCCAUAGUUCCGUUGGAGGGCUUAAAGAGCCAGGCCCAGUUUGAGGAGAUGAGACAGAACUACAUUCGGGAGCUGACCAAGGCUAUCCAUCUGAAGGAGAGAGGCAUGAUGGCCUCCUCUCAGCGCUUCUACCAUCUCACUAAGCUCAUGGAUUCCAUGCAUGAGGUACAGGACAUUAUGUCACUGCUCUAUCACCGGCCCCGUUUAUACCUGCUCCUAACAUGCGUCCACUGUCCACAUCCUGAUUGUGUCCACAUCUUUAGACAGGGUGUAGACAAAUCAAAUGCGAUCUGAUUUCGAUUAGAGAUCUUCCUGACCAUCUCCGGAGGUAGUCGAAAGACGCACCUUGUAUGGAUAUCCUUAAAGUGCAAACGAAUCCGGACAACCAAAGCGUAUACAUUUGGCCAACAAUCACGGGCCCUGAAAAAAAAAAAUCACACCAGCCAGUUAAAUAAAGAUCAUCAAAUAAAGAUAGGCCUAUUUAUGAAGAGAUAUCGUCCCGAAUGAGAAAAAAAGGGUUCACCCGUUCCCAAAAUGCUAUAUUUGAAAACAUCAUAGAAAGGCUAAGGACUGUAAGAGAAGAAUUUAAACUGAACUACAAAUGUAUUGGGGAGGCAGGGAAACUACGAUGGAGGCCUCAGGUCCCCUGAACCUUUAGAUCAGGGUAUAAUGUGGUCUAAUGUUCCCCUGUACCUUUAGAUCAGGGUAUAAUGUGGUCUAAUGUUCCCCUAUACCUUUAGAUCAGGGUAUAAUGUGGAGGUCUAAUGUUCCCCUGUACCUUUAGAUCAGGGUAUAAUGUGGAGGUAUAAUGUUCCCCUGUACCUUUAGAUCAGGGUAUAAUGUGGAGGUAUAAUGUUCCCCUGUACCUUUAGAUCAGGGUAUAAUGUGGUCUAAUGUUCCCCUGUACCUUUAGAUCAGGGUAUAAUGUGGAGGUCUAAUGUUCCCCUGUACCUUUAGAUCAAGGUAUAAUGUGGUCUAAUGUUCCCCUGUACCUUUAGAUCAAGGUAUAAUGUGGUCUAAUGUUCCCCUGAACCUUUAGAUCAGGGUAUAAUGUGGAGGUCUAAUGUUCCCCUGUACCUUUAGAUCAGGGUAUAAUGUGGUCUAAUGUUCCCCUGUACCUUUAUAUCAAGGUAUAAUGUGGUCUAAUGUUCCCCUGUACCUUUAGAUCAAGGUAUAAUGUGGUCUAAUGUUCCCCUGAACCUUUAGAUCAGGGUAUAAUGUGGUCUAAUGUUCCCCUGAACCUUUAGAUCAGGGUAUAAUGUGGAGGUCUAAUGUUCCCCUGAACCUUUAGAUCAGGGUAUAAUGUGGUCUAAUGUUCCCCUGUACCUUUAGAUCAGGGUAUAAUGUGGAGGUCUAAUGUUCCCCUGUACCUUUAGAUCAAGGUAUAAUGUGGUCUAAUGUUCCCCUGUACCUUUAGAUCAAGGUAUAAUGUGGAGGUCUAAUGUUCCCCUGUACCUUUAGAUCAGGGUAUAAUGGGGUCUAAUGUUCCCCUGUACCUUUAGAUCAGGGUAUAAUGUGGUCUAAUGUUCCCCUGUACCUUUAGAUCAGGGUAUAAUGUGGAGGUCUAAUGUUCCCCUGUACCUUUAGAUCAGGGUAUAAUGUGGAGGUCUAAUGUUCCCCUGUACCUUUAGAUCAGGGUAUAAUGUGGAGGUCUAAUGUUCCCCUGUACCUUUAGAUCAGGGUAUAAUGUGGAGGUCUAAUGUUCCCCUGUACCUUUAGAUCAGGGUAUAAUGUGGAGGUCUAAUGAACGGUGGGCAGGUGGUGAAUAGUCUAUUUCAGUUGCUAUAUGAGAUAUGAAAAUCAUACAGUGGGAUUAUAAUGCAAUCCUUUUCGAUGUUAUUAUAUUAUAUUCUGUGAAUCUUUUAGCAUUUUCCAGCUAUCAAUAAAGUGCAGAAGAUGUCCAAACUGAUGUGUAAAGGCGAUAACCAGCUGGCGAAUCGCAUCUCUGCAUGUCUGGCAGACAUAUCAGUGUGGAUGACGGAUCACCACCUCAAGCUGAACCUCGGCAAGACGAAGCUGCUCUUCCUCCCGGGGAAGGACUGCCCGUUCCAUGAUCUCGCCAUCACGGUUGACAACUCCGUUGUGUCCUCCUCCCAGAGUGCAAAGAGCCUUGGCGUGACCCUGGACAACACCCUGUCGUUCUCCGCUAACAUCAAGGUGGUGACCCGAUCCUGUAGGUUCAUGCUCUACAACAUUCGGAGAGUACGACCCUGCCUUACACAGGAAGCGACACAGGUCCUAAUCCAGGCACUUGUCAUCUCCCGUCUGGAUUACUGCAACUCGCUGUUGGCUGGGCUCCCUGCCUGUGCCAUUAAACCCCUACAACUCAUCCAGAAUGCCGCAGCCCGUCUGGUGUUCAACCUUCCCAAGUUCUCUCACGUCACCCCGCUCCUCCGCACACUCCACUGGCUUCCAGUUGAAGCUCGCAUCUGCUACAAGACCAUGGUGCUUGCCUACGGAGCUGUGAGGGGAACGGCACCUCCGUACCUUCAGGCUCUGAUCAGUCCCUACACCCAAACGAGGGCAUUGCGUUCAUCCACCUCCGGCCUGCUGGCUCCCCUACCUCUGCGGAAGCAUAGUUCCCGCUCAGCCCAGUCAAAACUGUUCGCUGCUCUGGCACCCCAAUGGUGGAACAAGCUCCCUCACGACGCCAGGACAGCGGAGUCACACACCACCUUCCGGAGACACUUGAAACCCCACCUCUUAAAGGAAUACCUGGGAUAGGAUAAAGUAAUCCUUCUACCCCCCCCUUACCUCACCCCCCCAAAAAAAAAAAAAAAAAAAAAAACAUAUUGUAAAGUGGUUAUCCCACUGGCUAUAAGGUGAAUGCACCAAUUUGUAAGUCGCUCUGGAUAAGAGCGUCUGCUAAAUGAUGUAAAUGUAAUAGCGUUCUGUAAGCAUGAGCGAGGCCACUGUCCAAUAUGAUGUAGGAUGAGCGAGGCCACUGUCCAAUAUGAUGUAGGCGUCAAUAUGAAGAUCUCUUUAUGCUCCUUCUAGAUGUCCACUUCAUUCCUUUAUAAAGCCAUCUGCUUCACAUGCCUCUCCUUAGCACGACUUGCUAUAGUCUAUCUAAUUGAGGUUACGAUAGUGAAGUAUCACUGAUCAAUGAUUUGGAGGAAACUAAACCACGGUCAUUCUCCCAGCAUGCCACUUUUUUUUCCCUUUGGUACUGUUGAGGCUAAAGGUUAUUACAAUAGAAUAUAAUAUAAAGACAACGUCAUCCAAACGUUAAGAACCACCCGGUUCAAACCUGUUUGGAUAAGGUGUUGCGUCAUUCGGAGAUGCACUUUGUAGCCUACUGUGUAAAUGAACCUGUUUGUGUUUCUACUGUGUAACUGAACCUGUUUGUGUUUCUACUGUGUAACUGAACCUGUUUGUGUUUCUACUGUGUAACUGAACCUGUUUGUGUUUCUACUGUGUAACUGAACCUGUUUGUGUUUCUACUGUGUAGCUGAACCUGUUUGUGUUUCUACUGUGUAACUGAACCUGUUUGUGUUUCUACUGUGUAACUGAACCUGUUUGUGUUUCUACUGUGUAACUGAACCUGUUUGUGUUUCUACUGUGUAACUGAACCUGUUUGUGUUUCUACUGUGUAACUGAACCUGUUUGUGUUUCUACUGUGUAACUGAACCUGUUUGUGUUUCUACUGUGUAACUGAACCUGUUUGUGUUUCUACUGUGUAACUGAACCUGUUUGUGUUCUACUGUGUAACUGAACCUGUUUGUGUUCUACUUGUACUGAACCUUUUUGUGUUUCUACUCUGUAACUGAACCUGUUUGUGUGUCUACUGUGUAGCUGAACCUGUUUGUGUUUCUACUGGUGUAACUGAACCUGUUUGUGUUUCUACUGUGUAAACUGAACCUGUUUUGUGUUUCUCAACUGUGAACUGAACUGUUUGUGUUUCUACUGUGGUAACUGAACCUGUUUGUGUUCUACUCUGUAACUGAACCUGUUUGUGUUUCUACUGUGUAACUGAACCUGUUUGUGUUUUCUAACUGUGUACUGAACCUGUUUGUGUUUCUACUGGUGUAACUGAACCUGUUUGUGUUUCUACUGUGUAACUGAACCUGUUUGUGUUUCUACUGUGUAACUGAACCUGUUUGUGUUUCUACUGUGUAACUGAACCUGUUUGUGUUUCUACUCUGUAACUGAACCUGUUUGUGUUUCUACUGUGUAGCUGAACCUGUUUGUGUUUCUACUGUGUAACUGAACCUGUUUGUGUUUCUACUGUGUAACUGAACCUGUUUGUGUUUCUACUGUGUAACUGAACCUGUUUGUGUUUCUACUGUGUGCCUUAAGGCCUAAGGGGCAUUAAACUGUGCAUUAAUACUCUGAAUAUUUAUUUGUACAGCUAUGGACAGGUCUAGGUUAUCGGGAUCGUAGCCUAUUACAGCUAUGGACAGGUCUAGGUUAUCGGGAUCGUAGCCUAUUACACCCAGUCGUAAAUCAUUGGAUAAAAGUUUCAGGUAUUAUGACCAUGAUUUGUUGAGGAUAAAGCGUUGACAUGUUUACCCCUCCCCUAUCUCUUCCCCUCCCUCCCCCAUCUCUUCCCCUCCCUAUCCUCCUCUCUUCCCCUCCCUCUCCUCCUCUCUUCCCCUCCCUCUCCUCCUCUCUUCCCCUCCCUCUCCUCCUCUCUCCCUCCUCCUCUCUACCCCUCCCCUACUCCUCUUCCCCUCCCUCUCCUCCUCUUUUCCUUCCCCUCCCUCUCCUCUCUCUUCCCCUCCCUCUCCUCCUCUCUUCCCCUCCCUCUCUCCUCCUACGCUACCCCUCCUCCUCUCUUCCCCUCCCCCUUUCCUCCUCUCUUCCCCUCCCCCUCCUGCCUCUCUACCCCUCCCCUCUCCCCUCUCUUCCCCUCCCUCUCCUCCUCUCUACCCCUCCCCCCAUCUCUUCCCCUCCCCUCUCCUCCUCUCUUCCCUCCCUCUCCUCCUCUCUACCACCCUCUCCCUCCCAUCUCUUCCCCUCCCUCUCCCCUCUCUCUCCCCUCCCUCUCCUCCUCUCUAACCCCCUCCCCCAUCUCUUCCCCUCCCUCUCCUCCUCUCUUCCCCUCCCUCUCCUCCUCUCUACCACCCCUUCCCCAUCCUCUUCCCCUCCCCCUCCUCCUCUCUACCCCUCCCCCAUCUCUUCCCCCUCCCUCUCCUCCUCUCUACCCCUCACCAUCUCUUCCCCUCCCCCUCCUCCUCUCUUUCCCUCCCUCUCCUCCUCUCUACCCCUCCCCCAUCUCUUCCCCUCCCUCUCCUCCUCUCUUCCCCUCCCCCUCCUCCUCUCUACCCCAUCCCCCCAUCUCUUCCCCUCCCUCUCCUCCUCCUAACUACCUACCUAACCCUCUCUCUCUUCCCCUCCCCCUCCUCCUCUCUUCCCCUCCCUCUCCUCCUCUCUUUCCCCUCCCCUCUCCUCCGCUCUACUACCCCCUCCCUCUCCUCCUCCCCUCCCUCUCCCUCCUCUCUUCCCCUCCCUCUCCCUCUCUUCCCCUCCCUCUCCUCCUCUCUUCCCCUCCCUCUCCUCCCUCUAACACUACCCCUCCUCCUCUCUUCCCCUCCCCCUCCUCCUCUCUUCCCCUCCCUCUCCUCCUCUCUAACCCCUACCCAUCUCUUCUUCCCCUCCCUCUCCUCCUCUCCUAACCUCUACUAGACCCUACCAACCCUCCCCCAUCUCUUCCCCUCCCCCCUCCCCCUCUCUACCCCUCCCCCUCCUUCUCUUCCCCUCCCUCCCUCUCCUCCUCUCAAAACCCCUCCCCCAUCUCUUCCCCUCCCCCUCCUCCUCCUCUCUUUCCCUCCCUCCCUCCUCCUUCUUACCUACCCUCCCCCAUCUCUUCCCCUCCCUCUCCUCCUCUCUUCCCCUCCCUCUCCUCCUCUCUCUACCCCCCCCCUCCCCCCUCUUUUCCCUUUUCCCUCCCCUCCCUCUCCUCCUCUCUUCCCCCUCCCCCCUCCUCCUCCUCUUUCCCCUCCCUCUUCCCCCAUCUCUUCCCCUCCCUCUCCUCCUCUCUACCCCCUCUCCCCUCUCUUCACUCCCCUCCUCCCCCUCUCUCCCCCCAUCUCUCUCCUUUCCCCCAUCUUUUCCCCCUCCCUCUCCUCCUCCUCUUAAAACCCUCCCCCAGAUUGUAAGAAGGUGAACCUGUACUGUCUCAGUACCUACAUCCAGGCUGACGCCAUGAAGGUUGAGUUCCCUGAAAUGAUGUCAGAGGUCAUCUCCUCCCAGCUCCCCAAGGUUCUGGCCGGUAUGGUCAAGACCCUCCUCUUCCACGCCAAGUGA
Molecule: messenger RNA, 8956 nt
Organism: Coregonus sp. 'balchen'
Lineage: Eukaryota; Metazoa; Chordata; Actinopteri; Salmoniformes; Salmonidae
Source: the annotation of a GenBank genome assembly